Sphenostylis stenocarpa is the source of this 222-nucleotide messenger RNA. Lineage: Eukaryota; Viridiplantae; Streptophyta; Magnoliopsida; Fabales; Fabaceae. The record is from the annotation of a GenBank genome assembly.
AUGAAUGAGGUAUACAAACCUGCAGUAACUGGAGUAAGAUGUGCAAAGAAAGAAACGGAGAAGCAACACGACGACCAGGUCCAAGUAUUGGACCGCGCUUGGGUGGAGGAGCACCAUCUCGAAUCAACUACAGUCACGAUUUUACUAGCGAGAACAAAAAAUGUCUUAUGGGAGUGGGAGAAGCAGAUUUUCUUAUGGGAGUGGGAGAAGCAGAUUUCCUAA